Pyricularia grisea is the source of this 360-nucleotide messenger RNA. RefSeq lists its product as uncharacterized. NCBI's taxonomy places the organism in Eukaryota, Fungi, Ascomycota, Sordariomycetes, Magnaporthales, Pyriculariaceae. Bases 1 to 360 code for a protein of 119 amino acids. The transcript is spliced from 2 exons. The record is from RefSeq and is a predicted model, not a curated record.
AUGACAUAUCAACAGCAAAUAUAUACCUUUGAUGCUAGCCGACUGACGCUGACCGAAGGCCUGACCGUGGUUCUGGAUGAUGAACCGGUCAAUCGGUACUUCGGAAGCCUUCCUUAUGUCUUACCACCGACGGCUAACCGAGGAAUUCAGAUACGGCACGGUUUCGAACCAGGAUCGAUUCACUGGUGGGACGGCAAUUUUUCCACAGCCUCCAGCGCGAACUCCACAAACCAGGCCCUCUUCCAUGAGGACUGUCUGCAACUGAACAUCAGGAUAUAUGCAGAGCCGACGCUCAAGCAGGGCUGGCCUGUUGUUGCAUAUUUGCAUCGAGGCUUCCUGCAGCCCGGCAGCUUCAAUUGA